This is a messenger RNA of Cyphellophora europaea CBS 101466, 1155 nucleotides long. RefSeq lists its product as uncharacterized. Gene Ontology annotation, biological process: mitotic spindle elongation; vesicle-mediated transport. Lineage: Eukaryota; Fungi; Ascomycota; Eurotiomycetes; Chaetothyriales; Cyphellophoraceae. The record is from RefSeq and is a predicted model, not a curated record. The transcript has a single exon. Gene Ontology annotation, cellular component: Golgi membrane. Bases 1 to 1155 code for a protein of 384 amino acids.
AUGGCGCCGCAGGCUAUCCAACUCCCAGACUCUCCUCCGCUGGACCCUCGGCAGACUCAAGGUCUGCUCAGUCCAUGGCACGCUCCUCGCUACAGCCUCUCUGGCGAGGACUCCUCUCCUUACUCCCAGAGCCCGACCAUGCAAUAUAGGGACCGCCUGAUCAAUACCGCCGAGAAGUUGCACCGCCGUUUCAUGCGCGUCUGGAAUGGCUUCUCGCUGCUCCAGAAGAUACUUGCGGUCAUAGUUAUCAUUACGCUGAACGUUCUGACGCUGCUGUUCCUCAUCUUCAGCGAGAAGAUCUUCGCAUUUUUAGGCCCGCUGGCGCAGCGAUGGAAGAACACACCAGGAGGCUGGAUCAUCCUAUGGCUCAUCACUUUUUGCACAGCUUUCCCACCCGUGAUCGGCUACGGAACCUGCGGAACGACCGCUGGAUUUGUCUAUGGCGCGUGGGAGGGUUGGCUGAUCCUGGCGACAGCGACAGUGGCCGGGUCUUUCUGCUCCUUCAUAGUCUCCAGGACGAUCCUCAAGAGCUAUGUUGAACGGAUGGUCGCCCACGACAAGCGCUUCGCGGCACUGACCUUGACGCUGAAGCAAGACGGACUCAAGCUGCUAUGCAUGAUCCGGCUGUGCCCGCUUCCCUAUUCAUUAUCCAACGGCGCCAUGUCGACCUUUCCCACGGUGCACCCAGCCAUGUAUGCCGCAGCAACCGCUCUGAUCACGCCCAAGCUCCUCAUUCAUACCUUUAUUGGAAGCCGUCUGGCGGCCAUUGCGAAUUCUGAUGAGGAAAUGAGUGCAGGCACCAAGGCCCUCAAUUGGAUUAGUAUCGCCUUCUUUGGAAUUGUUGGGGCGAGUGUUGGAUACUACAUCUACCAGAAGACUAUGGCGCGAGCCAGAGAGCUUGAAGCCGAGGAAGCAGCCGCUGUGCACGACUCGGUGCGCCGAACGGGCGCUCCGCCCAAGCAGUUUACGGAUGACCCAGAAGCACAGGAGGCCGCACAGAUGCUGGCCGAGGAAGACACUAUGGACUACUUUGAUGAGGACCCCGCCUCAAACGACACGAGACAAUAUAGAGAUGAAUCUACGGAUGAUGAGGAUCCCUUUAGACGUGGCGAUGGGCCGGAUGAAGAACAAAGCAUUGGCUUGCAGCGCAAAUAG